AGCGACCAUUCCAAUCAUUGCUCGUCUCGCAAUAACCUUGCAAAUUCCCUGCAUACUCGAUUUAAACAGCAUGGACAGACCGCGGAUCUAAAUGAGGCCAUCAACCAUUAUAGUGCUGCUCUAGAGCACUAUCCCAAAGGCCAUCCGAGUCGAUUCACAUCUCUCAAUAACCUCGCAAGUGCCCUAGGAACCCGAUUUAAACAGCAUAGGCAGAUCGAAGACCUUAAUGAGUCCAUAAAUCAUCAUCGUGACGCUCUGAAACUUUGCAUGGAUGGGCAUCCCAAUCGUCUCGCGUCGCUGGUCAACCUUGCGAAUUCCCUCCUUACCCGAUUUGAGCAGAAUGGACAGACCGCAGACCUCGACGAGGUUAUCGAUCGUCAACGAGCAGCCCUGAAAACUUGCCCUGGUGGUUAUUCCAACCGUUUCGCACUCCUGAAUGGCCUUGCAAACGCACUUCAUACUCGAUUUAAACAACAUGGACAGAUCACAGACCUUGAUGAGGCCAUGGAGCAUUAUCGCACAUCUCUGGAACUUUGCCCUGAUGGCCAUCCCGAUCGUUCCUUAUUAAUGACCAACUUAGGCCUUUCAUUUCUCUCUCGAUUCGAGACGUUUAAAGACUUAGAUGAGGCGAUUGAGCAGUUUCGUGCUGCCCUGGAACUUCUCCCAAACGAUCAUCCCAAUCGCCCCACGCUACUGUAUAAUCGUGCAAACGCUCUUACAUCUCGUUUUAAACAGCAUGGACGGAUCGCAGACUCUGAGGAGGCAAUCAGGCUUCAUCAUGCUGCCCUUGAGCUUUGCCCCGACGGUCAUCCUGGUCGAUCCACAUUUCUCAAUAACCUUGCAACCGCCCUGCGAGAACGAUGCAAACAACGUGGACGGUCCACAGACCUUGAUGAGAUCAUCGGAUUUCAUCAUGCUACUCUUGAGCUUCACCCUGACAACCUUCCCAAUCGCUCCGCGUUUCUCAAUAACCUUGCAUCCAUUCUUCAAACUCGAUUCAAACAACGUGGACAGACAGCAGACCUUGACGAGGCCAUCAGACAUCGUCGUGCCGCUCUCAAGCUUUUCCCUGACGGCCAUCCUAAUCUUUCCGCGUCUUUAAGUAACCUUUCAGACACCCUUCGAACUCGAUUCCAACAACAUGGACAGGUCUCAGACCUUGACGAGGCCAUCAAGCAUUACCGUACUGCUCUCGAGCUUUGCCCUGCCAGUCAUCCUGAUCAUCCCACAUUUUACAGUAACCUUGCGUGUACCCUUGAAACUCGAUUCAAACAACGUGGACAAACUGCAGACCUUGACGAGGCAAUCAGGCUUCAUCAUGCUGCUCUCGGGCUUUGCCCUGAAGGACAUCCUCGUCGUCCUGCAUUUUCCACUAACCUUGCAUCCGGCCUUCAAACUCGAUUCGUACAACGUGGACAGGUUGCAGACCUUGACGAGGCAAUCAAGCUUCAUCAUGCUGCACUCGAGUUUUUCUCUGACGGCCAUCCUCAACGUUCCAUCCCUUUCAAUAACCUUGCAAAAGCUCUUGAAGCUCGAUUUAAACAACUUGGACAGAUUGCAGACCUUAACGAGGCAAUCAGGCUUCAUCAUGCCGCUCUUAAGCUUUUCCCUGAUGGACACCCUGAUCGUUCCGUGUCUCUCAAUAACAUUGCAGGUGCACUUGUAACGCGAUUCAAACAAUGUGGACAGGCUGUGGACCUCGAUGAGGCCAUCGGGCAUUCUUAUACUGCUCUCAGUCUCUGUCCUAACAGCCAUCCCGAUCGUCCCACGUCUCUCAGUAACCUUGCAUAUGCUCUUCAAACCCGAUUUGAACAACGUGGACAGACCGUAGACCUCGAUGAGGCUAUCAGGCAUCAUUCAGCUGCUCUCGAGCUUUGCCCCAACAGUCGUCCUGAUCGUCCCACAUUUUACUGUAACCUUGCGGGCGCUCUUCAAAUCCGAUUCGAACAACAUGGACAGAUUUCAGACCUUGACGAGGCAAUCAGGCUUCAUCAUGCUGCACUCGAGCUUUGCCCUAAUGGUCAUCCUGAUCAUUCCACGUUUCUCAAUAACCUUUCAGGCACUCUUGUAACUCGAUUCAAACAAUGUGGACAGAUUACAGACCUUGAUGAGGCUAUCAGGCAUCAUUAUACCACUCUGGAGCUUUGUCCAGACAGCCAUCCCAAUCGUUCUGUAUAUCUCAAUAACCUUGCAAAUGCUCUUAGAACUCGAUUUGAACAGAUUGGACAGAUUACAGACCUUAAUGAAGCUAUCAGGCAUCAUUAUACUGCUCUCGAGCUUCGCCCAGACGACCAUCCCAAUCGUUCCAUAUCUCUUAAUAACCUUGCAAGCGCUCUUAUAACUCGGUUCAGACAACAUCAACAGAUUGCAGACCUUGAUGAGGCUAUCGGGCACUGUCAUGCUGCCCUGGACCUUUAUCCCAAUGUCCAUCCCAAACGUUUCGGAUCUCUCAAUAACCUUGGAAAUGCCCUUCAAACUCGAUUCAAACAAUGUGGACAGACUGCAGAUAUCGACGAGGCCAUUAUUCAUCACCGUGCUGCUCUCAGGCCAGAGCUUUGCCCUAACGGCCAUCCUGGUCGUUCCACAUCUCUCACUAAUCUUGCAAACGUCCUUCAUAGUCGAUUCGAACAACAUGGGCAGACCACAGACCUUGACGAGGCCAUCAGUCAUCAUCGUGCGGCUCUAGAACUUUGCCCGGAAGGCCAUCCUGACCAUUCGAGGUCCUUGGCGAAUUUGGCUUCUUCGUUGAAUUCCCGAUUCGAGAGGUGUGAGGUCAUUGAUGAUUUCGACGAGUGCAUCCGAUUAUUCGAACGUGCUGCCACGCACAAGUUUUCAAGUUCGGUGAUGCGACUCAGUAUCGCUACGGAGUGGGCCAGACGUGCUCAAAGUCAUUCUCACUACACUACUUCUAGAGCUUACAAGGUAGCAAUGUUGCUCCUACAACAUGCCGUCGUUGUUAGUCCUACUCUUCACACACAGCACGACUUCCUUAACCAGAAUCACCGUUACGGAACGCUCGCAGGUAACGCAGCGGCAUAUGCAGUUGAAGGAAAUAGGUUCAAAGAGGCUAUAGAGAUCCUUGAGCAAGGAAGGGCUUUACUCUGGUCGCAGAUGCGUGGUUUCAGGGCACCUCUACACCAGCUUGCAGAGAUAAACGAAGAGCUCGCUAGCAAGUUCAGGAAUGUUAGUUGCCGGCUGGAGAGCCUCGCGACAAUUGAACGGAAAUUGUAUGAGGAGGGGCUGAGGUUGAAGAGACAACUCUCUGAUGAGCAGGAGGAGGUUAUCAGCGAGAUACGCCAGAUUCCCGGGUUUGAGAACUUUCUUGAAGCUACGCCAUUCAAGGUACUUCAGCAGGCGGCUUCAGAGGGUCCAGUGAUUGUGGUUAAUCUUAGUGUAUAUCGAUGCGAUGCACUCAUUGUACUGUCCCGCGAAGAUCGGCCGGUUGUCUGUAUCCCAUUAGAUGGGAAAUUCCACGAGGACACCACUAGUCUGUGCAAGGAGUUUGUGGAAACACGCUUUUACUCUGGCCCAAGCUCUGUUAAAUAUGACCAGGUGCUCCGACGAGCAAUAAAGACAUUGUGGGAUAGGGUGGUCUGCAAAGUCGUUGAUAAACUAAACGAGCUCGGAAUCGCGGAAGGAUCACGCAUUUGGUGGUGUCCCACAUCUUUCCUGUCUGCGCUUCCGUUUCACGCUGCAGGUCCAUUCGAGGAUACAGACGGCACUACGAAGUAUCUAUUAGACAAGUACAUCUCGUCUUAUACCCCGACACUCGGAGCACUCAUUGGUGCGCGGGCGUCAUGUGGAAACGAAGGAGAACCAACGGCUCUUGUCAUCUGGGAUAAAUCGCUCUCGUCAUCUAAGGAAGAAGUUCGCAGGAUCAAGAACUGCGGCAUAAAUACUAAAUUACUCUACAGUAAGGCAUCUCAUGAUGCAGUGGUAGAAGCACUUCGGAAAACAGCAUGGGUGCAUUUUGUUUGCCAUGGAGGCUUAGAUCCAAGGCCUUUCAACUCAUCAUUCAAGGUGUCCGACCGCGGGUUGACCUUACUCGAUAUUGUCCAAGCAAAUCUUCCCAAUGCAGAGUUUGCAUUCCUUUCCGCCUGCCACACCGCUGAACAACCUUUCAAUUUAACAUUUGACGAAGUGCUCCAUCUCGCUGCGGCGAUGCAGUUCUCUGGUUUUCGAAGCGUCAUUGGAUCGAUGUGGGAGUUACUCGAUACAGACGGCCCCUUUUUCGCCAAGACAGUAUACCAAUACAUGUGUGACUGCGAUGAGGGCGAGCCAAGGUACAAGCGUGCUGCUGCUGGGCUUCGAAAGGCUGCUAUAGAACUGAAACUACGAGAUGAUAUUCGGGCUGAGAGAUGGGUCAACUUGAUUCACAUAGGU
This is a messenger RNA of Fomitiporia mediterranea MF3/22, 4383 nucleotides long. RefSeq names its product TPR-like protein. Gene Ontology annotation, molecular function: protein binding. The annotation marks the transcript as partial. The record is from RefSeq and is a predicted model, not a curated record. NCBI's taxonomy places the organism in Eukaryota, Fungi, Basidiomycota, Agaricomycetes, Hymenochaetales, Hymenochaetaceae. The transcript is spliced from 3 exons.